AUGGAGAGUUGGCUAAAACGAUCUGGAGCGUCAGGAUUGCAUAACUUGGAGCUUGCCGACUUCCCCGAUACUGGGCGCGGUGUCAAAACGCUGCGGCGAUUCAAACAAGGAGAAAAUAUUUUCACCAUACCCCAUAGCGUCCUCUGGACAGUUAAACACGCGAAUGAUGAUCCUCUUCUUGGGCCAGUGCUGCUCUCCGUGCAGCCAUCAUUGUCUAUCGAUGACACUCUAAUCACGUACAUUCUCUUUGUCAGAUCGCGCACAUCGGGAUAUGAUGACCGUCAAAGUCAUAUAGCAGCGCUGCCUACGAGCUAUUCGUCGAGCAUCUUUUUCUCAGAGAAAGAAUUGAAUGUUUGCUCAGGAAGUUCGCUUCAUGCUACCACAAAACAUCUGAUUCAACAGAUCGAGCUUGACUACAAGGAAUUGGUCGCACGACUGUUUGAUCGACAUCAAGAUUUGUUCCCACGCAACAAAUUCACCAUCGACGAUUACAAAUGGGCGCUCUGCACCGUGUGGAGUCGUGCUAUGGACUUCAGACUGCAUGACGGGGCGUCGAUCCGACUUUUGGCGCCCUUCGCAGACAUGUUGAAUCACACUGCCGAUGUAGUGCAGUGCCAUACCUACGAUCCAUCGUCAGGUAAUCUUUCCGUCCUAGCCGGAAAGAUUUACGAUACAGGAGACCAAGUUUUCAUAAAUUAUGGCCCCGUUUCUAACAAUCGGCUCUGUCGUCUCUACGGCUUCGCCAUACCCGAUAAUCGUAACGACAGCUAUGAUCUCGUUCUUGCAACGCACCACAUGGCACCAUUCUUUAUGCAAAAGGAGAAACUCUGGGUCUCAUCCGGGCUUGAAGCUAACACUACUAUCACUCUGACUCUCGCUGAGCCGCUACCAGAUAGCGUUCUUCGUUACCUUCGGAUUCAACGACUUGAUGCAGCAGAAAUUGCUGCCAUGUUAUCGCACGAAAAUGAUGCUGCAUCCAAGAUGGUUAGCCACUCAAAUGAAUACGAAAUUCUUACAUUCUUAGUGCAAGCAAUCUCUGGGCUUCUAAAUAGCUUUGAACCUCCGUUAGAGAAGCUGGAAAUGCAACUUGCUGAAGGAUUAUACACCGCGGGCAGCAAUUCAUGGUCGGCCGCACACGUCAGUCUGGGCGAACAGCGAGUACUGAGAUCGACGAAAACGAAAGCCCAAAGUUUCUUGACGACGUUGGAGAGCAGAAAUGGGGAAACGGGAGACUUGUCAUCGGCAUCAGCCCAGUGUGCCAAGUGCAAACAAAAGGCUGCGCAGCUAAUGCGGUGCGGUAGGUGCAAGGGAGUUCAGUAUUGCGGGCGGCCUUGUCAGGUCGCCCACUACAAGGAGCACAAGUCGUUUUGUCAAGCUGCAUCAAUCAGAGCAUAG
Dissoconium aciculare CBS 342.82 is the source of this 1395-nucleotide messenger RNA. RefSeq names its product SET domain-containing protein. The transcript is spliced from 3 exons. Gene Ontology annotation, biological process: peptidyl-lysine monomethylation. The record is from RefSeq and is a predicted model, not a curated record. NCBI's taxonomy places the organism in Eukaryota, Fungi, Ascomycota, Dothideomycetes, Mycosphaerellales, Dissoconiaceae. Bases 1 to 1395 code for a protein of 464 amino acids. Gene Ontology annotation, cellular component: nucleus. Gene Ontology annotation, molecular function: protein binding; protein-lysine N-methyltransferase activity.